This is a messenger RNA of Myotis brandtii (Brandt's bat), 930 nucleotides long. It is a transcript of the gene NANP, whose product is annotated as N-acetylneuraminic acid phosphatase. Gene Ontology annotation, molecular function: hydrolase activity. The record is from RefSeq and is a predicted model, not a curated record. NCBI's taxonomy places the organism in Eukaryota, Metazoa, Chordata, Mammalia, Chiroptera, Vespertilionidae.
UCGUUGCCCGGGGACCUGCCUUGCGCAUGCGCGGCCGAGGCCAGAGUUGGAGCAUCGUGUACUCCAGCAGCUGUUGGGAUGGGGCUAAGCGUGCGCGCCGUUUUCUUUGACCUGGACAACACGCUCAUCGACACGGCGGGGGCCAGUAGGAAAGGCAUGUUGGAGGUAAUAAAGCUCUUACAAUCAAAAUACCAUUACAAAGAAGAGGCUGAAAUAAUUUGUGACAAAGUUCAAGUUAAACUCAGCAAGGAAUGUUUUCGUUCUUCCAAUGUAUGCAUUACUGAUCAAAGGACUUCACACUGGGAGGAAGCAAUUCAGGAAACAAAGGGUGGUGCAGCCAAUAGGGAGUUGGCUGAAGAAUGUUAUUUUCUGUGGAAAUCCACGCGUUUACAGCAUAUGACACUAGCAGAAGAUGUCAAAGCCAUGCUCACUGAACUUCGAAAGGAUGUCUGCCUACUUUUAUUAACAAAUGGAGAUAGACAGACCCAGAGGGAGAAGAUUGAGGCUUGUGCCUGUCAGUCCUAUUUUGACGCCAUCGUUGUAGGUGGAGAACAAGAAGAAGAGAAACCGGCACCUUCCAUAUUUUAUUACUGCUGUGAUCUCCUUGGAGUACAGCAGGACUGUGUGAUGGUUGGCGAUACACAAGAAACUGAUAUAGAAGGAGGCCUCAAUGCAGGGCUGAAAGCAACAGUCUGGGUAAAUAAAAAUGGAAUAAUGCCGCUGAAGUCUUCGCCCGUGCCACAUUAUAUAGUUUCUUCUGUGCUAGAGUUACCUGCUCUCUUACAAAAUAUAGACUGCAAAGUCAGUAUGUCGGUUUAAAGAAAAUGAAAAGGCAUGGUCUAUCUGGAAACCUAGAAUAAAUUAGUACAAGCUAAUUUUAGUAGUGUGAUUGAGAAAACUUGAAUAAAUAUAUUAUUUGUUAAUCUGUGA